UCAAUGGAGUCCCUCCGCCCGGCCAUCGCCGCCCUCAGGCUCUCGGCUUCCCGCCAAGUCUCGCGCCCAUCCCACCCGCAACAAUCGUACCGCUGUCUCCACGCCUCCGCCACGCGAUGCGCAACUCCCUUACCACACCCCUCCGUCCCCGGGCCUCCCCCGGAAACACCUUCGCCAUCCGCCUCCGAUGCAUUGCACAGAGUUGCCCGCAAGCAAAAGCAGGCCGAGAUGCUUAAACAAGCCAAGGAAAUCCGCUCCCCUUCCGCCAAGACCAAGACCGUGCUGCAGAAACGUUUCUGGAAAGACGUCUCCAUCAAGGAAACUCCAGAGGGCCUCCAAAUCUUCCUCGAUGCCCGCCCCGUCCGCACCCCCACCAAAGAAAUCCUCACCAUCCCCUCGUCAAAACCCCAACUCGCCGCCGCCAUCGCCCUCGAAUGGGACCUCCUAGUCAGCGCCCAGCAAGCUCUAAAAACCCACCUCAUCCCACUCACGUCCCUCACCUCGCGCGCCCGUGACAUCCAAAUCGCUGACGCAGAAGGCGACAACAAAAUCCGCCAGGCCAUCAUCACUGUCAUGAUGCGCUACCUCUCCACCGACACCCUACUCUGCUGGGCUCCCGAAAACGUGCAAAAUGAACUCCCGCAAGAUGGUUUGACCCUCCGUCAGACCCAGAUGAAGCUUUCGGCGCCCAUUAUUGCCGAACUGACGACAAAGGUCUGGCCGGGUGUGGAGAUUAAACCAAUUCUUGAACCGGAUAGCUUCAUGCCCGUCCCGCAACCCGAUAACACGCAGAGUGUCAUCCGUGGCUGGAUGUCUGGCCUACCAGCCUACGAACUCGCUGGCUUGGAGCGCGCCGUUCUUGCUUCCAAAAGUCUGCUCGUCGGAGCCCGUCUGGUUCACGAGUGGAGCGAGACAUUUGCCAUGUCGAGGGCCGACGCUGGCGCUAGCGCCGAGAGAUUCGGUAUCGAGGAAGCGGCGGCAGCGUCGAGCACCGAGGUGCGAUGGCAGACGAGGCAGUGGGGUGAGGUCGACGAUACCCAUGAUGUUGAAAAGGAGGAUAUGCGGAGACAGCUCGGUAGUGUCGUCUUGCUUGUCAGUGGAACUGCAUAAAGCUUCCUCUGAGCCGUUGUUAAAUGUAUCAGUGUGUAUAACAAGGGUGUCUGUAAAAUAUGAAUGGGCAGUUUCGAGUGUUGUGGCAUAAAUCCCUCAAUCUUGCUCUGUGCAAGCGUAUGAGUGUGUGAGUGUAUGCGAGUGUGUAUAUAGAUUUACAUCUGGUCGUGCUAUACUCGCAAAUACGACUGUGUAUGUACAUGUACCAUCUAUUCAUCUUGCUCCUGCGCUUAGUCAUGUA
Molecule: messenger RNA, 1351 nt
Organism: Periconia digitata
Lineage: Eukaryota; Fungi; Ascomycota; Dothideomycetes; Pleosporales; Periconiaceae
Source: the annotation of a GenBank genome assembly